Messenger RNA from Macrobrachium nipponense, 1758 nucleotides. RefSeq lists its product as uncharacterized. Bases 204 to 539 code for a protein of 111 amino acids. The record is from RefSeq and is a predicted model, not a curated record. The transcript is spliced from 5 exons. Lineage: Eukaryota; Metazoa; Arthropoda; Malacostraca; Decapoda; Palaemonidae.
GGUGGCUGUCUGCAACAAACUUGACCGAGAAGUCAGAAUGGAACUCAGCUUGUUCAAUGAGCAGGAAAAAAUACCUACCAUCUCAACAUAAAUGUAUCAAAACUUUGGUCAAAUAUCUGCAUAAAUAAAGUGCGGAUCGUUUAUGCAUAUAAAAUUAUGCUCAUCCUGUAAGUAACAAAGGCCUGAAAGGACGGCGGUUGCAGAUGAAAAGCGACGACGAAGUUCACUUCCAAGUGUUCCAUGUUCCUUUGAAGUCAACAGAUGCAGCCCCACUCCUCAUCGCCAUAGCAGUCGUAGCAACCUCUGUGGUCAUUCUGGGAACUUUCUUUGGAUGCAGGUUCUUCUGGAAGAAGAGAAACGGAGGACCGACUGAAGGUGCAACAUCUGCAAUGUUCAGCAUCAACAACCCCAGCUCUGCCGAUGAAGGAAUAGUACCAACACAAGAACACUUCGGAGCAGUUUCUCACCCAGAACCCCCCAGACCAAGUUCAUGUCAUGACAGUGAAAACAGCCUCUAUGGCGCAAUCAUCCCCCGUUGAUUCAGCAGUCAGGAACAGAGGCAUGACGUCACUUGUGGGCAAAGUUGAACAUGUCUGAUUUGUGUAGUAUGCCCUGAUCCAUAAGCAAUUAUCGAACUGCGUCAGUUUUUUAAAUCAAAAGAAACCAUUUUGUAAAUGAAAGGUAUAUGCCUCUAUGAAAAUCUGUACCAUUUGAAAAAUUCACUAGAAUUUUUAUUUUUCAUUUUCUUUUAUUUGUAGAAAAUUUUUAAUCAGAUUGUUGAUAGAUGAUUUAUGAUUGACAAAUAACUGUAACUAAAUACGAUUGGUUUGGUAAGAAGGGCUCGAAAGGACUGUUUUCCUUACGGUAAUAAAAUUUGUGAUGAGCUUUUUCUUGGCUGCUGUCCUUCAUAAUUUGCUGAUUGAAAAUGACAUUAUAUUGCCUGAAUCGAAGCUCUUGUUUAUUAGCUUUAUUUACUUAAAGAUUUUCGAAAGUUUUAAUGUACACUGAAGACUCCAGAGGGGCAUCAUCCCUGUUUAUCUGAUCCUAAAUCACUGGGUCCUUCUUUUGAAAGUUUGUCUACAAAACGAAACUAGAGAAAUAGCCAUUACUUUAUCAGUAAAUUAAUGAAAGAACCCGGAUAGGACAUGAAUCUGUUCACGCAAAUGCCCAUUGGCUGGAUAUCCUGCCACACUAAAUUUUUCGUUUUUGUCUAUUUUCAAAAUAAUGUUGAAGUGAUCACCAUUAUAUAAUUCAAGAGGAUCCUUAGAGCAUUGCACUCAGCCAUAUUUAUUUGUAAAAGACAUAUAGUAAGAAGACUCAAAUUUUUUUUUACAAUUUGGUGAUUUACGGAUUCUAGACUCUUCACUAGCUAAAGUUUAAAAUGAUACUAGUCUUAUACUUGGAGACAUACGAGAAUAUGGCUCAGUCAGCAACAAGGUUAGACAAAUUUGUUAAUAUCCUCUUAGCUAGUGAUACUCUGAACUUCCUAGUAAUUUUUUUGUAUAAACCUCUUUCUAUUUGUUGGCAGGAAUUCCUGUCACUGGUCAUUAAUGUGUUAAUUAAUAAAGUGUACAAUUUAUUUAGUCUCUAAAAUAUAAUUGAUGAAUAAAUAUGUGGCUGUAAAACUCACCUGAUAGCUCCUCUAACUUAUCGUCUGCUCAAAAUACAUCAGGUACAACACUGGACCUCCUUCCUGUCACUAGCCUCAAGUAGUAGUGAUAGCAGCAGGUGUUCGGUUCUGAAACAGCUCUCUCCUCU